Gavialis gangeticus (Gharial) is the source of this 1786-nucleotide messenger RNA. Its product is annotated as alpha-2-macroglobulin-like protein 1. The coding region runs from base 72 to 1733 and encodes 553 amino acids. The record is from RefSeq and is a predicted model, not a curated record. Gene Ontology annotation, cellular component: extracellular region. NCBI's taxonomy places the organism in Eukaryota, Metazoa, Chordata, Crocodylia, Gavialidae. The transcript has 15 exons.
CUUCCCCUUCUCAGACUGAUGCACUUUUUAUCUCCCACAGCCAGGAGGUGUCCUCAUAGAGAAGACCCACAAUGCCUUCCUCUGCAGUGAAGGGGAUCCAGUUUCUGGUGAUGUUUCCCUGCAGCUGCCCAGCCAAGUCCUGGAGGGAUCUGGCGGAGCCACUGUCUCUGUUAUCACUUUCAGGGGAUAUCACGGGUUCAGUGUCGCAGAAUUUAGAUCAGCUGCUCCAGAUGCCUGUUGGCUGUGGGGAGCAGAACAUGGUCAAGUUUGUGCCAAACAUCCUGGUGCUCCAGUACUUAGAGAAGAUAAAACAAGUGACUCCAAAAAUCAAACAACAGGCACUGGAACACAUGCAGAGUGGUUACCAGCGCCAGCUGCUCUACAAGCAUGACAAUGGCUCCUACAGCGCCUUUGGGAAGCGUGAUGCUGAGGGCAACAUCUGGCUGACGGCAUUUGUGGCUCGGGCCUUUGGCCAGGUGAGGGCCUACAUAUAUAUUGACGACCAGCCCGUGAAGGACGCUGUGGAUUGGCUGGGACAGAACCAGCUGCCCAGUGGCUGCUUUCGGAGUGUGGGGAAGCUCUUCAACAACCAGCUGAAGGGUGGAGUGGAUGAUGAGCUCUCACUGACAGCCUACAUCACUGCUUCAGUCCUGGAGCUCCAUCUGGAUGAGAAAGCUGCCAUGGUGGAAAAGGCAUUGGGCCGCCUUAAGAAAGCAUCACAUGAUGUGGACAGUGCCUACACCCAGGCUUUGAUGGCUUAUGUCUUUGCCCUGGCCAAGGACACAGAGAUGAGGCAGCAGCUCCUGGAGAAGUUAGAUGAAAAAUUUCUCAAGCCUGGUACAGAUGAGUCAAUGACAGGAUCCUCAUUGCUGGUUGAGACCAUGGCUUACAUCCUCCUAGCUCACCUAUCCCAACCAGAGGUGACAGCCAGUGACAUCACAAAAUUCUCCCCAAUUCUGCAUCAGCUCAACCAAAGGUGCAACUCCUUUGGGGGGUUUUAUUCCACUCAGGACACAGUUGUUGGCCUCCAAGCUCUGAUUAAAUAUGCAGGCCUGACUUACCGUGAGGCAGGGAACACAAAGGUGAUGGUGAGAUCCAAAGAGGCCCUCCUGCUGGAGUUUCAUGUGGAUGGGAAGAACCAGCUGGUGCUACAGCAGGCACCUCUCCUUGGCAUCCCAGGGGUGUACACAGUGCAGGUGGCUGGGAGUGGCUGUGUGUAUGUGCAGACAACUCUGAGCUACAAUGUCCCAGCCCAUAAGAGUGAGGCAGUCUUUGUCCUGCAUGUGGAGACAGCACCGGUGGAGGGCAACGAUGCUGCUAGGAAGCACUUUGACCACCAAGUGGCAGUCAGCUACACUGGGGACCGUGGGAGCAGCAACAUGGCCCUGAUAGAAGUGAAGAUGCUGUCAGGCUUCAUCCCUGUGAAGAGCUUGGUGAAAGCAUUGAAAAAAAUACCCAUAGUGAAGAGGACUGAGGUUGACCCAGAGAAGGUCACCAUCUACUUGGAGGAGCUGGAUAAGACUCUGCAAAACUUCACUGUCUCAGUGGAACAAGAGAUUGAAGUGCAACAUCUGAAACCGGCAACAGUGCAUGUCUAUGACUACUACCAGCCAGGUGAUCAUGCCACUGCAGAAUACAAUGCCCCCUGCAGCUCAGGCUGGGUAAGAAACAGUGUCAGUGAGGCUAACUGUUCUGUUUCCAAGCUCCCUGAGACCUGGACCAGAUCGUGCUAACGUAUUUGACCUGAUGUCUAAGUAACAUAUUUGAAUGUGUUAAAGAUAAAAAA